AUGGCCAGACAGCAGCUCCAGCUGAUGAACCUGCAUCUACUUGCCAACCCUGGAGACUCGCUGCUGUUGCAACAAACCCUGGACCUCCUGCUGCGGUGGCUGUGCCCGAGCCUCCGCAUCUUCCACGUGUCAGAGAGGGCCUCACCUUUCAGAGCUCACACCCACCUCCGUCUUUGUCCAGCUUCAGGCUACCCUUCUUUGGCCAUCACUUUCUUCCUCCAUGAGGCUUACGGAGAGGAACGAAUCCUCAAAGUGCUGGACUUCUUCCAGCGGCCGCCCUGGCAGUACCAUCACACUGAAAACUGUGGCAGCCGAACCGGAGGGGUCCACAUCACUUCCGGCGGUUCGUCCUCCGACCCCCUGCUGCGGCCCUACCUCCUGCCAAGCAGGGACUUUUACAGCCUUGGUGCAGGGAUGCCUGUGUGGGGGGUGCGACCUGUGCACUGCGGGGGGGAAAUACUGCGAGUGACGCUGUUCAGUAGCUAUGACAACUUCGAGGAUGCUGUGCGGCUUUAUGAGACGGUGCUGCAGCGGCAGGCAGAGGAGCAGAAGAUGGGAUUCUGCUGGUUCACCGUCCACACAGAGCCAGGCCUGUGCCUUCAGCUGGCUUUGAAACAGCUGUCUCCAGGGGUCCGUGUGGAACCGUGCAGUUCCGCUGUGCUCCAGUUCAGUGUAGAAGAAAUCGGCCAGCUUGUCCCACUGUUGCCCAACCCCUGCAGCCCCAUCAGCACCACACGCUGGCAAACAGAAGACCUGGAUGGUAACAAGGUUCUCUUUCAGGUGAAAACCCUAACACAACCUCAGCGACCUCUGACCUGCGCCUUUCCCCCAACCUGCGUGAACGUGCCCCCUCGAGGGCCACAGCUGCGGAGCUCCGGACAGAGCCACAGCCCGUCACCCUGCAGCCUCACCGCUCCUCUGCCCUGGAAGUCCUAUAGGCAAGGAUGCUUCAGCUUCUGA
Molecule: messenger RNA, 960 nt
Organism: Nematolebias whitei (Rio pearlfish)
Lineage: Eukaryota; Metazoa; Chordata; Actinopteri; Cyprinodontiformes; Rivulidae
Product: protein FAM124B
Exons: 7
Coding region: 1-960 (319 amino acids)
Cellular component (GO): nucleoplasm
Source: RefSeq, a predicted model, not a curated record